Lodderomyces jiufengensis is the source of this 414-nucleotide messenger RNA. RefSeq names its product mitochondrial pyruvate carrier. Gene Ontology annotation, biological process: pyruvate import into mitochondria. Bases 1 to 414 code for a protein of 137 amino acids. NCBI's taxonomy places the organism in Eukaryota, Fungi, Ascomycota, Pichiomycetes, Serinales, Debaryomycetaceae. The transcript has a single exon. Gene Ontology annotation, cellular component: mitochondrial inner membrane. Gene Ontology annotation, molecular function: pyruvate transmembrane transporter activity. The record is from RefSeq and is a predicted model, not a curated record.
AUGGCAUCAACAGCACAACACGCAUCCAAAUUUACAAAAUAUUUAAAUUCAGAAACAGGACCAAGAACAGUUCAUUUUUGGGCACCAGUUUUUAAAUGGGCAUUAGUUAUAGCAGGUAUAAAUGAUUUACAAAGACCUGUUGAAAAAUUAAGUGGAACUCAACAAAUAGCAUUAUUUGCAACUGGUGCUAUAUGGACAAGAUGGGCUGGAUUUGUUAUUAAACCAAGAAACCCACUUUUAGCAUCUGUUAAUUUCUUUUUAGGUGCUGUUGCUGGUUAUCAAUUGAUUAGAAUUGUUAAUUAUAGACAUGAUUUAGGUGAUUCUCCUAUGCAAGUUUUUAAAUAUAUUUUGAAUGGUGAUCCUUCUAAACAAGAACAAGUUACUAAACCUGUUGCAAUUGAAGCUAAGAAAUAG